Messenger RNA from Penicillium brevicompactum, 648 nucleotides. RefSeq lists its product as uncharacterized. Gene Ontology annotation, biological process: naphthalene catabolic process; glutathione metabolic process. Gene Ontology annotation, cellular component: mitochondrion; peroxisome. The transcript has a single exon. Gene Ontology annotation, molecular function: glutathione peroxidase activity; 2-hydroxychromene-2-carboxylate isomerase activity; glutathione transferase activity. NCBI's taxonomy places the organism in Eukaryota, Fungi, Ascomycota, Eurotiomycetes, Eurotiales, Aspergillaceae. The record is from RefSeq and is a predicted model, not a curated record. The coding region runs from base 1 to 648 and encodes 215 amino acids.
AUGGCAACCCGCCCAGUAAUCGAGUUCUACUUUUCUUUCAUUUCACUAUGGUCCUACAUCGGAAGCCGUCGAUUCCAGCAACUUGCGAAGCAGACGAAUGCACAGAUCCUCUACAAGCCAAUUGAUCUUCUGCAUAUUUUCUCUAUAUCCGGUGGAUUACCCGUGAAGCAGCGAUCGGAGCAGAGACAAGCGUAUCGUCUUCUUGAGAUGGAGCGCUGGCGAAAGAUCCGCGAAAUCCCAGUUGUACAACAGCCAAAAUUCUACCCGGCGGAUCCUUCUCUCGCACACCGUGUUCUGCUUGCCGCCAUUGAAGAGAACGGGGCGGACAGUGAACAUGUUCAUGAGUUCGUACACAAAGGAUUAGAAGCGGUUUGGGCUCGAGAACUUGACAUCGCCGAUCCUGACACUAUCGUUCAGUUGGCGGCUGAAUCAGGUCUCAAGGGGGAUCGGUUGCUGAAGAGAGCUGAAUCUGAGGAAUCGUGGGCAAAGAAAGAAGUGGAUUUGAUUGAGGAAGCUGAGUUGAGAAAUGUGUUUGGCGCUCCAUUUUACAUUCUCAAUGGUGAGUCUUUCUGGGGACAGGAUAGGUUGGAGAUGUUGCAGGAAGUUAUUGAAUCUGGAAGAGAGCCAACUGAUGUACCUGAUGCUUGA